AUGGGGAAGGUGGCGCGAUCGACAGGGCGAACGACGGUGAUGGUGGCGGCAGCGGCAGGCGCGGCGAACAUGCCGAGAGACGCAGUAACAUCACAUCGAAGACAGGACGAAGAGGAGGAGGAGGUCGUGGGAGGAGGAGCCACUGGUCACCAGGAGCAGCACGGGGGAUUGUAUGCCGAAGAGCUGCAUAUGAAAGCAUGCGCAGAGGAGGAGCUCCGGCAGCGGGCCAGGAGGAAGUUGAUGGAGAUGCUAGCGUUCGUUGUGUUCCUCAUCCUCUUCACCUAUUUCUCCAGGGAAUUCACCGCCGCCACGCUCGAAGGAGCGACGUUUUCGAGCACGACCUACUUCAAGAGUUUCUCGGAUGUCAGCACUGUCGAUGACUUCUGGACCUGGCUAGUAGAGUGCCCGAUGCAGUACCUGUACAUAGACCGGAGCUACAACGGCUCCUUCUUCGGACCUGACUUCCAGGGUACAAGGUGGCGAGUCAUAGGCAACAAUGUGAUGGUACAGAGGCCGAGGUUGAGGCAGAUCCGGGUCGAGCCGCAGGCUUGCAAGGUUCCCAGCAGGAUGAGGGCGACAGUCGGGUACGGGGACGGGCAGGUUUGUAUCCCCAAGAUCCAAGACGCCGACAUUGACAAGUCCACCUGGUGGGCUCUAGAGCUCAACUCCUCCUUCGCGAUGGUUCAGCGCCCGGCUCCCUUCUACUCCGCUUCCCAGCUCUCCAGCUCGAGUGUCACCUCUAGAGCCUCCGGCUCUCCCAUCUCCUACGACGGAGGAGGUUUCAUUCAGGAUUUUCCGCUCAACAUGUCCAACGCGCAGUUCGUGGAAUUUGUGAAGGCCCUGCGAGCUGGGGGCUGGACUGACGCCAGGACGAGGGCUGUGCUGUUUGACUACGUGGUGUACAACCAGGUUCUGAACCUGUUCCUCUCUACCAGGCUCUUGUUCGAGUUCCUGCCCUACGGCUUCGUCCGCUCCAGCAGCAGCAUCCGCGUGAUGCGGUUCGGAUACGUCAGGCUGUCUGACAUCUCGCUUCUCGUGCUCGACAUCUUCGUCUACGUCAGCGUCGUGGUCUGGCUGGGCCUCCUGACGUUCCGGGUGUGGAGGAACAGGACGAGGGUUCUGCGGGACGUCUGGUUCUUCAUUGACCUUGUGAACAUCAUCAUCUUCGUCAUCACCCUCGGCUACAAGGUCCAGUACUACCUCAUGGUCAAGGACUUUAUCGGGGGCUACCCUGAUCCCUCCGUAGCCAGUAGCCCGUCCCAGGAGUCUCCAGUGUUCGGGUCGGGCAGGGACGAGUCUGGGUACCUGCAGAAGUACCUGGACUUCGAUGCGAUGGGAUGGUACUCCUAUCAGAUCACAAACUGGACGGGAUUCAACGGCCUGAUCACCUGGCUCAAGUUCCUUGGGUACCUGCAGUACCUCAACCCCGCCGUAUCGAAGCUCAUCCUGACCCUGGCGAGAUCGGCUAAAGACAUCACGAUAUUCUCGAUCCUCCUCGCCAUCGCCCUCUGGGCCUUUGCACUGGCGCUGUACGUGUCGUUCGGGUCGGAGAUGGAAGAGUUCAAGUCUGUAAACCUCGCGUACAUCAACGUGUGCAAGUCGCUGGUGCAAGGGCUGGACUUUGACAAGAUCCGACAAGUCAACGUCUACCUUGGCCCCCUCCUCUUCCUUCUCUUCCAGUUCAUCUGCUUCUUCUUCCUCCUCAACAUGUUCAUCGCCAUCAUCCUCAACGUGUACCAGGAGGUGGUCAACACACCGGAAGACCCGUUCGCCGUCGCUUUCCGUGCUGAGUUCAGACGUCUGCUCGAAGGACUGAGAGGGAGGGUCGUGAAAGCGGCGAGGAGGAAGGGGAGGGUUGACAUGGAGGACGACUUCGAAAGUUCAGAGGAGGGAGCAGGGCUCAAGGAAGUGAAGGUUCAGACAAGGCGGAGCAGUUUGGGUGGAGGAGCAGGGGAUAGCGACGCGAAUCAGGUGAGGGCUGGAGGAGGGACGAGAAGAGGGCGAAGGUCGGAGGAGGAGGAGGCGGGAAUGAUGAAGAUGGAGAGAGAUGUUCUCGAUUGA
Molecule: messenger RNA, 2061 nt
Organism: Guillardia theta CCMP2712
Lineage: Eukaryota; Cryptophyceae; Pyrenomonadales; Geminigeraceae
Exons: 4
Coding region: 1-2061 (686 amino acids)
Source: RefSeq, a predicted model, not a curated record